AUGCCUAGCGGAUCCUGCCUUUGCCAAAACCUCAAAUAUGAGUUUACUGGAGCUCCAGAGGGAAUGGCUACCUGCCACUGCCUUUCCUGUCGAAAGAUUAGCGGUGGCACGAAUACGGUCAACUUCAUGAUACCAGAGAAGGAUUUCAAAAUCACAGCCGGAGAACCUAAGCGCUUCACUCAUGCUCAUGAAAAUGGCAUGAACGUCACUGUUCAUUUCUGUGACAACUGUGGUGGUGCUAUCUUCAAAACUGGCGAUCGCGAAGGUUUUAGGGGAGUUGCUGUUGUUCAGGUUGGAACUUUGGACGACCCCAAUGCAUUCACGCUGACCAAGCCAACGAUGGAGAUGUGGACGAAGUAUCGUGUCCCGUGGCUUUCACAUCUUGAGGGGACUGCACAAAUGAUGGAGUUUUGA
This is a messenger RNA of Penicillium nucicola, 414 nucleotides long. Its product is annotated as GFA family protein. Gene Ontology annotation, molecular function: carbon-sulfur lyase activity. The record is from RefSeq and is a predicted model, not a curated record. NCBI's taxonomy places the organism in Eukaryota, Fungi, Ascomycota, Eurotiomycetes, Eurotiales, Aspergillaceae. Bases 1 to 414 code for a protein of 137 amino acids. The transcript is spliced from 2 exons.